Molecule: messenger RNA, 3772 nt
Organism: Poeciliopsis prolifica (blackstripe livebearer)
Lineage: Eukaryota; Metazoa; Chordata; Actinopteri; Cyprinodontiformes; Poeciliidae
Gene: cacfd1
Product: calcium channel flower domain containing 1
Exons: 5
Coding region: 520-948 (142 amino acids)
Biological process (GO): vesicle-mediated transport
Cellular component (GO): membrane
Source: RefSeq, a predicted model, not a curated record
UUAAGCCCCUCCCACCACGCACAGCUGACGCUGGCAGAGCUCCCACCGUGAGCAACAAGACGAAGCUGCUUUUAUUUAAUCAAAACCCGUUAAAUCAACUCUUAUCCGAUGUAAUAAGGUGUUUGCAUUGGAUGUGUUAUUAAUUUACAAGGCGGCUCGGAAGUUCCAGGACACACGCGUCGGUGACAUCCGCUCCUAGCGGCUGCUGGUGGCGAUGCUACCGCUUGUGACCAUCAGCUAGCCCAGGCUUAGCUGGCUCGGAGUGACGGGGACAGAACCGUGGGCGAAGGCAGCCGACACCAGCACACAAAAAGGAAAAUAUCUGUAUUUAUAUAAAGAUCAGAAAGUUUGAAUUGCAUCUGGUUUCACCGACCUGGAGCGCAGUAGCGUGUUAGGCUAGUCGGCAGCUGGUUUUGUUGCCUGGAGCGAACUUAACUUGGAUAUUAUUGGGUGGUUUCAGGCUGUGAAAUCUGCCAGAAGGUGUUUUGAAAGCCGUAGCAGGAAAAAAACAGAAACACAAUGAGCUCUGAAGAGACAGCAGCGCCCAGCAAAGCCGCUCCGGAGGAUGAUGGCAUGACCUGGUGGUACAGAUGGCUCUGCAAAAUCGCAGGGGUUUUGGGAGGAAUAUCCUGCGCUGUCUCGGGAGUGUGGAACUGCGUCACCGUGAACCCUUUAAACAUCGCUGCUGGAGUGUGGAUGGUGUUGAAUGCCUUUGUGCUAUUCCUUUGUGAAGUCCCAUUCUGCUGCCAGUUCAUAGAGUUUGCAAAUGCGAUCGCAGCCCGCGCAGACAAACUCAAGCCCUGGCAGAAAGCCCUCUUCUACUGUGGGAUGGCCCUGUUUCCCGUGUUCCUGAGCUUCUCCAUUACAACGCUGUUUGGAAACGCCAUCGCCUUUGCCACAGGAGUUCUUUAUGGCCUUGCAUCUUUAGGCAAAAAGUUCUCACAUUGAAUGCAGUUCACAACAUUUUAAUCAGUUAACACAAUGCCACCCUAAUGACCUUCCCUUUUAUUGACGCAAAUAGGUUUAAACUGAGUGAGUUUUGUACUAAUCCCUUCUAAUUCUGAUUCUCGUACACUUGCUUUUUCUUUAUUUCCACUUAUUUUCAUUACCACCCUUCCUUUGCAUCCCGUUUCCUCUCUUGUUUCCUUCUUCUUUGUUUUUCCCUGCCAUCUUAGGGGAGACGCUGUGACUUACGCCAGACUACAGCACCAGAAGCAGGGAGACGAAGAGCGGUCGGCAGGGACAGUAAAUGGAGCUCCGGAGUGAGGCAUCUUCUUCUCCUCCUCGCCUCGUCUUGUUUUGCAGUUUUUAUACUUGGACCUCCACAUUCAUCCUACCUUUUGUCUUGCUCUUCUUUCCAACACUACAUAGUUGUUUAUUUAACUGCUUUGGUGUUUGGUGCAUUUCUUUUGUUUUGAACCAAUACGGUCAACAAAUGUUGAAUUUAUUUAUUUACCUCCAAUCCAAACGAUAGAAUUUAUCACCAUGGCUCAAUGUUUUUGAGGUUGUGCUUUAAAUUCUUCCUUUAGAUUUUAGUUUUUGACUGUUUUUUUUUUGUUGUUGUUGUUUUUGAGCCAACAUUUACUUUACAAAAACUUUUUCCCCCAAAGCCUUCCAGUAAAUUACACGUGAAAUGAUUGUGAUAGAAACAUAAUUCAGCUCAGCUUAUUCAGGCAAUGUAGAGACAUGCAGUUGGGCAUUUUUAUUAGCAAUGCAGUGCGGGGCGGAAGCUCACCAGCAAAAGAUUUGACAUUUUUCUCAUUUAAUAAUGACAAUAAGACCGAUAGAGACCCACCAGCUGUAGCAAACAAAUUUGACUGCAAAAUAUAUAUUUUUACAUGAAACCUCCACCUGACUUGGAGCGAAAAGCCAAGCUAGCCAGAAUCGUGGUGCGGAGGUUAAAAUUUUCUGGUCUGCAUGAAAAGGCCACUCAUAACUACAGAAAUGUGUGGCUGCAUUUUAAGGAAAAUGAAAUUAUGUUGUUUGAAACUACUGAGUCUUACUGGGAAUAUAAUAUGAAGAAUGAUAAAGUCUGAAGAAUAAAGAAAAAAUUGUACACAUGCAGAAAUGCUUCUGUUAUAAAGUUUGAGUGUAUAUCAAAAACAACCCACAGGUCUGCCCCACUAUAUGGACGUUCAAAUGUUUGAUGCUUUCUGUAAAAAAAGAAAAGGGCAAAUUUUAAAUAAAAGAGCAGUAAAGCAGUGCAAUUUCAUAAAUCAUGAUGGUGUCUGCAUUUAGUUUAUUCCUUAUUUUUGUUGUUGUGCCAGUUUUUAUUUAAAACUGAUAUUAUAGGACCCAAUCACACCAGAUAUAGUGAAGGCAACGAUGUUUAAAAAGCCCGAAAGUGAAUGCAAUUUUUUACCGCACCACAAUAGCCUCCUACAGAAAAAUGUCCAAAUGGGGGCAAACAUGAAAAUAUACUGCUCAAGUCAGGCAGGUGGGUUUCUUUUCUAAAUUUGGAUAAAAUCUACAGCGAGAAGAAUAAUUGCAAUGUUUAAAAAAAAAAACUGAGGUUGUGUUGAGCAAAUUUUAUGUUCCCACCAAACAUACAUUUGGAGGAUUGGCAGUGGAUGAACUUAGAAAUGUUGAUUCAAUGUGUUUGAGAACUUCAGGACAGUUUCCGGUGUGAGGUUAUGCUGCUUCAAAAAUUAAAAUCUAUUUCAAAGCUUUCAAUGCAUAUUUAUCCGGGGUGAAAGUAAAUAUGGAGAUCACUAACACCUAAAGUGUUUCCUUAACCUUUUCACUGUCUUUUGUCACAACUUGUGUUUGAAUUUUGUUGUUUGAUCAAAUGAGAAAUCUUGCAUUCCUGUCACUGUUUGAACAGUUUUGACUUUAUGGGCUAUGAUCAAUUCUUGUUAAAAGUUUCAGACUCUUAAUCUCCAGAGUUUUUAACCCUAUUUCAGCCAAACCUGGAGCUCAUAAUAGGAAGAGGUGUUGUAGUAUAAUAAAAUGGCACACAAAAACUUCUGAAGUGUGGCUUGUGGGCAUUUAUGAACAAAAGCAAAAGGGAUUGAAUGUAUCUGGUUUAUCCAAAGAUUUCCACACCUGAGGUUUAUUAUUUUUGUGUUAGACCUUGUGUCCUUUUCUUUUUUGUAUCCCAGGAUGAGCUGAUUUAGUGUAGCUCAGCCUGUGUAGCCAAUAGUGAGCAGGGAUGUGUGCUCAUUUGUAAAACAUUUUAAGUUGUUUUUUUUUCCCCCUUUGUUUCUUUAAAUGAAUUAGGUUAUUAUUAAUGGAGGGAAGUGACUUUCUUCAGGGACUGUUUUGGUGUGUAUUCUCUCAUUAGGCAGAGUGAUGGUUUACCUUCAUCAUCAUAUUAAAGCAAGAUGGAGAUUGUACGAUUUAACUGUUUUUAUUGCCUUGCCCCAGAAAAACGAAUGCUGCUUGCAUGUGUCUCUUACAGCCUUUGCUGUCUAAAAGUCUCUAUUCUGUCAGUUUCUGAUCAGGUUUUAUUUAAUGGACCACCAGGGACAGCUCUCAGGUAUCAUACAGAAACAGCGCCAGCUGCACGACUUUGAAACAACUUAAGCCGGUUGAAACACUUUAGCAAUCUCCGGUGUUGGUGAAUAUUUAAGGAACAUCACUGUUUAUCCUCCUUGUCUACACACUUUUGAUUUAUUGUCUUUAUUUAGUUCAAGCAAUUCGCCCGCUUGAUUCAUCUGUUGCCGGCGGGUGUUUAAUGCCAUUUUAGCUGUAAGAGGUACGUGUACAGUCAUUGUGUGUUGUGAUGUGAAGUCUGAUUCUGAAUUUGGUGAAAUAAACUUGCUACUACCAG